AUGUACGCCGAGGACUACCCGUAUCCCAGGUCGCCGAAGGAAACGACAGACUCGUCUGCCGAGCCGGCCUCAGACUUAGCGUCUGUGUCAGCAGCCCCUCCAGCAGAUGGCAACCCUGAAGAAACGACGGCUCCGACGACUGCCACCUCGGAAGAAGACGACAAGAAGAAAAACAAGCGGCGAAAACACAAAAAGAGCAGAAACGGCUGCUUCAACUGCAAAAAGCUCCGUAUCAAGUGCGACGAAAGUCACCCAGUGUGCAAGAACUGCCACCAGCGCCACAAAGAGUGUGUGUGGCCCACGGUGGCCAAGGCCAAGGACAGAGAGGGAAAGGCCUCCGAGCUGUCACCCACAGAGCUGGCAGCUUCCGCCCUCAUGCAUUCCACCUCCAAACAGACCAUUCGACCCACAUCUAUGGCUCGAAUGUUUGACGUGGACUUUGCUGACCUCGAACUGUUACGGUUCUACGUGGAACACACCUCUCCUCAGCUGACCAAGAGCUGUGGGGACGCAGACUACUCUUGGGUGCGGUCCAUCCCGUCCAUGACCAUCGUCAACUCUGCAUUGUACAAGUGUGUUCUCACUGUAGCAUCCAUCCACAAGGCUCACAUGUACCUACCCGAAAAGUACACCUACGAUCACGAGUACGCGCGCGAACGAAAACGACUGCGAAAACACCUGGAAAAACGACGAGAUAGAGAAAACCCGGGCGUGCCGAUAAAACUGCCACCACCAGACAUGACCCGGGUCACAGGAUACCUCAAGCCCAACUCGCAACUGCUGGAGAAGAUAGUCAAAGCCUUUACAGAAGCCCUGGCGGGACAUAGACAGUCACUAGUGACCCUCAACGCCUCCAACCAGGAAUCCAUUCUGUCCACCUCCGUAGUCAUCUUUAUGAUUGCCCUCGCGCUUGGAGAACUGAUUCCCCUCAUCAACUUUGAAGGAGGAGCCGACGUGAUUGGAGUAGGAAGAGGCGUGAUUGAGCUGGUGUUCCAGCUGUCGGCCAAGGAUAGAAUGGUGCUAUUCCCUCUACCUCCUCCCAUGCCCAACAGAUCAUACCUUCCCAACGAACCUGUGCUUUGGCAGCUUAUCUCUACAAUCCCCGACAUGGGCCACCGACAAAUGUGUUCUAUGGAGCUACAACAGCUGAUAGAGCUCUACAAUCUGGACGUCAAACACCGGGGCCAAUCACAUCUUCCCGGUUGGGCUACUUACAUCUCUGGAGGCUUCCUGCAAGCUACUCGAGCAGGAGACCCGUACUGUUUGGUUAUUCUGGGCCACUACUGCGCAUUUGCGCACAUGUCUCAUUCAUUUUUCUGGCUUCGAGAUCGUCUCAGUGGCGACUUGGAAGCUAUCGUUGAUGUGCUUCCUGAGGAGUUCCAUCACUAUCUGGAAUGGCCUCGUUCCAUUUGUGGUAGAUUCGACAUGAACUACCAGGAUCUUAUUUCUGGCAGACUCCAAAAGCUGACCCUGGACGACAAGGAUGAGAAGAUCGAGCCUGCUCACUCCGAACUGGGACCCGGGCCUUCCCAAGAAGGACACCAACAACACUAUGACGGCCCCAUGCUUGAUCUGUUGCAACAGCAACAACAACAGCAGCCCCAACAGCCCAUCCCUCAAGUGUCUCAACAACAGCAACUCGACCAACUGGACCAACAGCAGCUUACACAAGACCAGAUGCUACAGUCCCCACCAGAGCGACGGCAGUCCAACCACAGUCAACUGGGACUCUCCGACAACCAGGAUCCACAUAUCCAACAACAUAUUCUUCACCAACAACAGCAGCAACAGCAACAGCAGCAACAGCAGCAGCAUCAACAGCAGCAGCAUCAACAGCAGCAGCAUCAACAGCAGCAGCAGCAUCAGCAUCAGCAUCAGCAGCAACAACCACAACAACACCAUCAACAUCAACAACCACAACAACCGCAGCAUUCUGGAGAUCUACAUCACUCUGAUCUGCCUCCACCUCCGGAGCAGCAGAUUCCGGAUAUGGGAGAUAUGUAUCAGUACAGCAACCCGGGUCCGUCAGGCCAUGUGGAUCAUCAUUCGCUAAAGAUGGAUCACAAUUCAUCAACCCACGGAUCGAUGCUUUCGUAUGGGCCUUAG
Yarrowia lipolytica CLIB122 is the source of this 2106-nucleotide messenger RNA. RefSeq lists its product as uncharacterized. The record is from RefSeq and is a predicted model, not a curated record. Lineage: Eukaryota; Fungi; Ascomycota; Dipodascomycetes; Dipodascales. Gene Ontology annotation, molecular function: zinc ion binding; DNA-binding transcription activator activity, RNA polymerase II-specific. Gene Ontology annotation, biological process: regulation of transcription by RNA polymerase II.